Messenger RNA from Linum trigynum, 917 nucleotides. The record is from the annotation of a GenBank genome assembly. Lineage: Eukaryota; Viridiplantae; Streptophyta; Magnoliopsida; Malpighiales; Linaceae.
CAAUUUGGCUCCGCGUGGACGGUACUGCGUACUUCCAAGAGGGGGGCAACCCCAACCCGCGCACAAUCUUCUCGACCUCUCUCCGCCCGUACAUAGAGAUAUGGUUCGGGCCGCGCACCAAAUUAUCGCUGGGGGCGGGAUGUGGAUCGAACAUCAAUCACCGCCCAAUCCAACACCGUGUAUUGAGCGUUGAUGUAGCGUGGUCCCAACUGACUCAUGGCCUCCGAAACGCGAGGAAUGGCGAUGGGAACCAUCCCACGAGGCGGGUCGGACUCAGUAUUCGAAAUCUCCACCGCCCCGCCGGAAGACGACGGAACACCGUCGGCGACGCCUCGACGGAUGAUCAACACUCCCCUAGAUCCCGUGGAGGAGAUCACGACCGGCGGCGACGUUGUACGACGGCAUCGAUGGAACUCCGUCGCUGCCCUCGUCGCCAAAAGCCUGCAAUUUCAACGAUGGAUCAGUAGAAAUAUGAGAGGAAGGAGAAAGAUUACCUUCUUCGCCGAAAACAACCUCGAUCUCAGGGAUUGAACCAGCCAUUGGGAAAUUAGAAAAGCUGACAGAGCAGAGAUAGAAUUGAGGUCGCAAACGAAGGAGAAGAAUCUGGGAAACAAAAGACUUACGCAAAACAGAGAGAAGCAGUGGUUGUUGUUCGACUGAAGUCGAAAACCUCUAUUUAUAAGGAAAGAAAAAGAAUGCGAAAGGCGAUAACCGCAAUGGGAAGCGUAAGCGUCACAUCGGGAAUUCAAAGUUCAAAAGCAAAAAGUAACCACCCAAAUGGGUGGACAGAGUGCUGCCACGUGGAUGAUGAUUAGAUGGUGAUUGGUCCCUAAAGGCGGCGCACCCACUACGCAUGCGCCCCGCCUGGGGGGCAGGGUACACUAGUGGAAUGCGAAAAAUCAAAAAGUUAAGCCACA